CCGCUCAGCGCGUCACCGCGGCGCGCCCCCUGCCCAUCUGAUUCAAUGAUACAAAGAUCCAGCCGUGUUUCGAUGAGGCAGAGCGCACUUGCCUGUGUUGACACUGGACGGAUAUGCGGCGAUGCUCUUGUGCGUGAACGCGUUUGCAGCGCUCUCUAAGCAGCUACGGAGAGAUUUCGCAACGGAUGAGAGAUUAGGAGGAGGAGGAAGCGCGACCAGCAUCAGAAUUAGAAGAAAGAAACGCUAUCUUUUUGUCCAUCACGUCUUCUCGGUGGCAGCGGCCCGUCGAUUCUCACAGGAAGCCGGGGGCUGGAUUUGAAAUGUCGCAGGGAUGUGCUGAGAGCUUGAUGAUGAAAGGAGGAAGAGGAGGAGAGAGGUGGAGUGAGCCCUUCCUUAAUUAGACCCUUGCAAAAGCAGUGACGUCUGUGGUCAGGAGGUGAUGGCAGUGCUGACUGAGCUUCACCACCACAACUACCCUUUCCUACAGAUGAACACUCCCCUCCUGUAGUCUGAGCCUGCACUCAGCGCUCCUCCUUCCCCUCCUCUCCUUCUGCCUCCCCUUUCUCAUAUCUCACCUCCUCGUCCAGCUAACACUUGCUUCCCCUCCAUCUCUCCUUCCCCCCACAUUUGAACUUCAUCAUUCCUCUAAAAUCGUACUUUAUUAUGGCGUGCUACGGACGCUCUCUGGACUCCCCGUGCACAUUAGCCUUGCUGGUGGGCUUCCAGUUUGCCUUUGUUCUCUACUUCUCCCUUGGGGGCUUCAGAGGCCUGGUGUCCGUCCUGGUGCACACCACCGAGCCAGAGUUUGAUUACUCUCGACCUCAUGACGUCUAUACCAACCUCAGUCAUCUGGGAGUACCGCCUCCCCCGCCUCGUAACUCUGGCACUGGCCCCCCUGCCACAGGUCCUCCCCUGAGAGACUGCCAGAUCCCUUCCCCACUGCUGGUUGGACCGGUGUCUGUGCAUCUUUCCUCUCCUCUGUCCAUGGAGGAGAUCAGACAGAGGAACCCGUUAGUGUUGCCAGGGGGACGCUACCGGCCUCCAGACUGUGAGCCCCGCCACCACACGGCCAUAGUGGUACCAUAUCGGAACCGGCAGACCCACCUCCGUGCCCUCCUCUACCACCUCCACCCUUUCCUGCAGAGACAGCAGAUCCACUACAGCAUCUAUAUAGUUCAGCAGUGGGGGAACGGCACUUUUAACCGAGCCAAGCUGCUAAAUGUCGGGGUGCGGGAGGCUCUCAGAGACGAAGACUGGAGCUGCAUCUUCCUGCACGAUGUUGACCUGCUGCCCGAGAAUGACCACAACACCUACACCUGCCACAAACAAUUCCCCACACACCUGUCUGUGGCCAUGGACAAGUUCAGAUACAGGCUGCCGUACCCACAGUAUUUUGGCGGCGUGUCUGCAGUGACCCCAGACCAAUACAUGAAGAUGAACGGCUUCCCUAACCAGUACUGGGGCUGGGGCGGAGAGGAUGAUGACAUUGCUGCCAGAGUUCGCUUGUCUGGCAUGAAGAUCAUGCGCCCUCCAGUGGCCAUUGGUCAUUACAAGAUGAUCAAGCAUAAAGGAGACCGAGGCAAUGAACAAAACCCACGCAGAUUUGACCUUCUGAAAAGGACCAGACUCAACUGGCGCUCCGACGGCCUCAACUCUCUGACCUACGAGCUUCUUUCCAGAGAGCUUGAGCCUCUCUACACCAACCUCACCGUCGACAUCGGAGAAGACCCCCGUCUGCCCCCGGGGAAAGCGCCCAUCCCUGUGAAGAUGGCACCCCCUGUCCACCAACGUAGCACCAGCAAGACUGGGGACACAGCCAAACAGGAGAAGAGACAAGAGAGCAAAGGGAACAUGACUGUGGCCGCGCCGGCUGGUGGAAAGACAGAACCUGCACAGUCAAAAACAGCAAAUCAGACAACACAGGAGAAGACCGGUGUGGUAAAGUAGGACGAGGUGUAUACAGAUGCAUCACAUCUGUAGCAUAAAGUGGCUUCCCUGUUCAUUUUGAUCUGAAAGACAAAAUGGAGGAAAGCAGUGUAGAUCUGUUCUGUUGUGGGACAUAAAGUACACCAGCUUUCUGUGCUUAGUGCAGGUUAGGGAUAGUUAUGCAAUGGAUCAAAUGAAGGAGCCUCUUUUGUCUACAGGGGUGCAUUCAGGAACACGACUGAGUCACCUCUUGGUUUAUCAUCCACUGAAUGUGACCCUGGCUCUACUGUCCAAGUCUGAGGCUCAUGACUUAAAUGAGGCCAGGAGAAGAAUGGUGCACGACUCAGUUGUAUCCACGUAGAGGUCCAAACAAACUAAAUGAAACUGAGACAGCAACUAUAUAAAUCUUUGCUCUUUUCCAGACAUCGCGAGUCGUAAGCAACCCAUCUGCUGCCAGCAGACCUGCAGCUUCAUCCAGUUUGCUCCCAAAAAACUGCUGCUGUCAGUCCACCCCACUCCACGGUGGGUUUGUGUUUCUGUGCCUUCUCUCUUUUAUGCGCGUUUUAUAGACUGGUGUAGUUGCUUUUAGAUGCUGACUUGGGGUUAAUUUUACCUCUCCUGCCUCGCAGGCAAAUGUUAGAAAGCAGGGAGGCUAAAGCUGAUCCUAGAUCAGGGCAAGUGAUUUGUUCCAGGACUGCCGUUUUAUAUCUGUGUGCAUCGAUUAGGCGCUGACCAACUCCAUAGUUAUCGGACAAUUCUAGAGUUUAUAUUUAUAUAGAGAGACUUCUUUAUUUGUUUACUGAUUUUAUUUUACUCGUCCUUCCUUACAGUCUGGUGCCUCUCUCUCUCUCUCUGACAUUUAGUUCCUAGACAAUCAAAUCAUAUGAGAAGAUAACUCUUUAUCCAACCACAUAACAAAGUGAGGAAAUAUUAUCAUGACUAUUUCUACACCUGUCAGAUAAACAUAGACUUGGCAUGAUAGUUGUUGUCUAGUUUGACUAUACUCUUGAUACAUGGAUAGACCUGUGCUUCUGAUAUUAUCUGUGAUUUUAUUAUUUUUCUUUUAGACUAGUCAGGUAUGGGGAAAAAAGCAAACUUGCAGACAAUAUUGUAGGCACGUGACUACACAUUUGCCAGUGUCAGAUUGUAUUUUAAUAAUGAUAAAAAGUCAUAGUUACAUUAAAGCACUGUGUAUAGAUCUAGGUCAGCUUUUUACUAGAAGGCCUGACAUCCUCACAGAGGGUCUUUAAGCAUAUUAUGAUAGACCCUGGGCAUCUAAAAGCUAUAAAUGAGUGUCUGCGUUACUUGUCUGUCUUCAUUCGCUAGGGUGAAGCUUUUAUAUCGUGAAGGAAAGGAGAUGAGGAAGACGUAUAUUAGACCGAAUUAUUCACAAUUUUAUUCUGAGGGCUGAUGAAUUUGGACAUGUGGGUAAUUUAUGUUGACAGAUCAAUUAACAUGUACUUUACAUCUCUGAGACAUUCAUUUUUUCAUCCAUUUGGAAUGUAUUUUUUUGAGUUUACCUUUUGUGAAGGAAGAGUUUUCAUUUUGUGGAUGUUGACUUGAAACUGAUCACUCGGAAGAAAUGAUUUCUUGCUGCUAUUUGACUAGGGAAAAGGUUAUUAAUCAGCUUGAAAAAUGACAUAUUGUAACACUUAUUUUUUUUCUGGUGUGGAGUUGUGUUUUAUCAUACUAACAAGUAAUGUAUUUUGCUAAUUUGAAUGUAUUUAAUUUAUUAAUUUAUUUAUUGUCACUGAUAGAACUCAAUGCACAGAUUUCUAUGUGUUUUAGGGGUUGAUGCACUGUUCUCCAUUGUGAAGCAGAUGAUUCCCUUUAUUCUAUGUCUUAUGUUUCUUAAGUUAACAUCGUGCCUCAUGAAAUAAGCCCAUAUUACUAAAGGACUGACUGCUGGGUUAUAUGUGAGCGCCCUCAAGUGGCAUAGUUUGGCAUAGCGCCAGCCAAGAAGACUCAAGGAACUGAAUGAAACUGCAGUGUUGUGACAUGAAUGUUAAUAGUUAACGUUCGCCAUUCACAGGUUUCAGCCAAUCAAAUCUUUGCAUUGCUCUGCGUGGAGGGUUUCUCAUUUGUGUAGUAUCACAUGAUUAAUUCUUGCAGCUUAAAGGUGUAGAGCAUCUCUCUGAAUUUCACUGGUUUUCACAACCAAAAACUACAUGGUGAGUGUUUAUGAAUGGAUAUAGUUUUAUAGAAGGAGUCUGUGUUUAUUUAUGAUAAAAUAGACGAAAGAGUGCUGUACAAAGAGACCGUCUCGACAGAAUUCAUUGAGAGAUAAUACGGCCCAAUUUCUUAGCUUUAUACUACAUAAUAGUUUAGUUGCAUAUCAAUAGAUAAUAUAUCCUCCAUAUAUCCUUUUGCCUGGAGCAAUACCCUGUAUGACAUGAAGCAGUGAAUUAUUGAAAGCUUUUAAGGAUGUUAUGUAAUCUCAGCAGAUUAAUCAGUAUACUGUGUGCUUACCUGGAGAUUGUUCUAUAUUUAAUAAAUAGGCUAGUUUUAUAAAGGAUGUUUUCGCAUAAGUAUGGGAAAAUAUGUACUGUGUAGUUGAAUGCAAAUUCAGUAAACAGGAUUUGGACUUCAUGGCAGCAUUUUUUAUUUGAAAUGUUCAAUUGAUCAUGGGUUCAUUCUGUCAUUAAAAUGCCUGA
This is a messenger RNA of Centropristis striata (black sea bass), 4580 nucleotides long. RefSeq names its product UDP-Gal:betaGlcNAc beta 1,4- galactosyltransferase, polypeptide 3 (gene b4galt3). Gene Ontology annotation, molecular function: glycosyltransferase activity. Lineage: Eukaryota; Metazoa; Chordata; Actinopteri; Perciformes; Serranidae. The record is from RefSeq and is a predicted model, not a curated record. The transcript has 8 exons. Gene Ontology annotation, biological process: carbohydrate metabolic process; galactosylceramide biosynthetic process. The coding region runs from base 664 to 1947 and encodes 427 amino acids.